GGCGGCGGCGGCAGCGACUACGACGACGGCGGCGCGCGACCUCUCGCAGUGUGCUAUUCGUAAUCGGGGCGUAAGAGUGCACCGGUGCUCGGACGACUUACCCCACGUGCGCGCGUAUAUCAUGCGAUGUGCCCCGCCGCCAGUCGUCACAUUACCGUUAACGCGUGCGAGUCGAGUGUGAAACCGAUUGGUGUUUAGAAAAAUAUUCCGUUCCGUUUGAAUUUCGUUUGUUGGAAGACAUUCAUUUUUUUCUCGCAAAUAAAAAUUUAUUAUUAAAUAAUCGCGUUUUUUAGAUAAUUUUUUUAAAUUUUUUAUUCCGUUUGUGUUUUUAAUGAAAAAUUACUGAUCGGUCACGACGACUGUUAAAUAAUUUUUGUCGUUUUGCAAAACGCGGGUGAAAAAAUAAUAAUCCAUAUAAAAUAAUACAUCGUCUAUCUGGGACUUGUGCGACCACGAUGGACACUACCUAACAGAACGUUUCGUUCGCAAAAGUAUAACAACAAGAACAUCUACGACGACUUCAAUAAUAAUAAAUCUACCCAUCAUUCAUAAUAUUAUGUGCAGUGUGACUUUUGCGUGGUUUUAGUGUUGAAUUAUUCGUUACGUUUUUUUUUCGUUCUUGUUAUUUCUAAACCGUAGCUUACGAUACAUACAGUGCCCACGACCACUUCGCGCCACCCCAAAAAUACCCCAAAUACUACCUACCCCCCUACAACUACACUGCCACGAUGACUGACCCGUAUGACGACCGACACAAUCCGUACCAAGAAGUGGGCCGGUGGUGGUGAUACGCGCGACAUGUCGAAUGGUGGAGACGGCGCAGCAGGUGCAGUUUGCGCGUGUGGCCGUCGCCGUCGCCGUCGUCGGGCGGCGUCGUCCUCGUCUCCGUCGCCGUCCGUUCUGGCCGUGUGGACGACGGCGUUCGUGCUGGCCGUGAUCGUAGGCGGCCGCGGGGUCGAAGCGCUGCACUCGGCCGCGGCCGUAUCGACGGCUGGCGGCGGUAGUGCGGCUGCAGCAGCUGCGUCAGUGGCGGCGGGCCGGAUGGCGCCGUGCGCCCACCUGGGCGACGAGACCAACGACGUGUCAGCUCGGGCAUACGCGUCCGACGUGGUGUUCGAGGGCAAGGUCCGGUCCAAGGGCCCGGUACGGCCCGGAGACGGUACGUACGGCGUCACGUUUGUGGUACAGCGCGUGCACAAGGACGCCAUGCAAGCGGUCACGUACGAGAGACUGCGGGUCGGCAGUCCGGUGCGACUCAACUUUCGCGAGAAGCGCGGCGACCGCGACCCACCGCAGCGGAGGCCGCCGCUCCAGCGCCGAGCGGAAGCACAGUGUGUGCAGCGGUUCGCGCCGGCCGCCGGUGGUCAGACCGUCGAGGCCAACAUCAAACGCGGUGCCAAGUACCUGGUGUUUGUGGCCGGCGUCGGGCCGCAUAACCUGUCCGUGCUCGGCGAACCCGUGCUAAGGACGCCCAAGAACGUGGACGCCGUGCAAAAAGUGUUGUGCAGGGACUGCGUUCAGCCAAUCGGAGUGUGGGGACUUCAUAACACGACGUUAAAAGUCAAAAGCGCUUUGAAGUUGAUGUGCAGAGCAAAAGGCAACCCUAUGCCCGCUCUACAAUGGUUCAAAGACGGCGUACCGAUUUUGGUGGGCAGGCGAAGGAUUCAAUACAAAAAGAAAAGAUCCAUGCUUGUGAUACCAAAGGUGAGGCCAGACGACGCAGGCAAGUAUGAGUGCAGAGGUACCGGAGUCCAAACCGGCCAUGUGGCUAUUACAUCGGCCCAAGUCAUAGUUAAUUCCAAACCGGACAACACGACAGCCCUGUGGCCGUUGGUCGGCGGUCCCUGUCCAGCAGAUCUCGUAUAUUGUCUGAACGGGGGCACUUGUACGUUCUACGAAACCAUCGGAGAGCUUGUUUGCCAGUGCGCCGAAGGCUUCAAGGGUCAACGGUGUGAGAACAAAGACAUUGUUAACAAAAGCAUUUGAUCGUAUACAGUACACGGUGGGGGUGUGGAUUUUUGUUUGCAGAUUCAAAACAAAAUAAGAAACAAAACACCAUUGGAAAUGACACAAAUAAUUUCGGCUAGUGACGCGUCGACACAAUAAUUAUGCUGUUAUAUCGAUGUAACUGAACAUUGGACAGCGGCACUAACCCGAGCACAUUCUACAACAAACACGGAUAGAUGAAUACAAUAUAUAAUUCUCUAAACUUUUUUUUCUCGACAAUUUUUUUUAUACAUUCAUACAUAAUAAAAUGUUUUAUACGAAACGAAGCUUUACGUUAGAUACCCGUGUGUAUAUUAUUACUAUACAUAAAUAUAGUAUAUAAUAAUACAUUAAUGUGCAACCCAACUUUAUUGCUACCCAUGUUUUUCAUCGCUAUAAUAUAACUCUAAUAUACAAUAUAUAUAAUAUAGCUGCAUAUUAGUUCUCAUAGUGAUAUAGCUAAUUUAUGAAAUUAUACGAUAGAGUAAAUACAUUUUUAACUUUAUAAUAAUAUAAGGGCUAUUUAGACUUGUUAACUUUUAAAUUCUAAGUAAUUUUAUUUGUUUUGUUUACAUAUUAUGUAUACAUGUCGCACCCAUUUAGUGAAAAGUAUCCAUAUCGUGAAUAAAACAUUUUUUACGUGUCAUGGAUGACUAUUUUUGUACACUUCGAGAAACGGAUAUUAAUUUUCUACACUAAACUUGUGAUUUAAGAAUAUUGUGCGAUAUCAUAUAGUCACGCAAUAUUAUCAUCAUAUUAUUAUUAUGUAUUACAACGGUUUGAAUAAAUACAAUAUCUAUGAAUAACUUAAUUUACUACCUACGAAUAAUCGUGUGUUAUUAAUUAAUUAUAUACAGUUCUAACUUGUAUAGUGGGUAUAUAGUAUAUACUGUAGAAUAGUUAUAGAUAGGCUUUGUCUUGAAAAUAUGUUUCACGGUUUUGAAAAAAAAACUAUCAAUCUCGUGAAAAUGUAUCCACAAGCUACUACUGUACAAAAAUAAAAGAUACGUCUUCACAGUAUUAUUGAUCAUCCGUGUCGUGUAAAAAAUGUAUAAUUAACGGUAUGUAUAUGGGUACGAAAAAUAAGCCCACUUCAUUAAAAAAAAGAGAUUUUACAAACUGGGUGCGACGUAUAUAUUAUAUUUGUAUAUAUUAUUAUUAUAUUUAUGUGAUUGAUUUUCAUUAAGGCUAAAGGUUGUGAUGUUUGUUAUGUUCCAUAUGUAUUACUUUUAUUUUAUAUAAGUAACACUUAAUCGUGUGUAUAUUUUUUUUAUGUUUUAUUUAUUUAUUUAUUAUUUAUUUUUUGUUUAACCAAAAAUAAUGACCGUCCAUUUACUUAAU
This is a messenger RNA of Myzus persicae (green peach aphid), 3327 nucleotides long. RefSeq names its product protein vein-like. Gene Ontology annotation, cellular component: plasma membrane; axon. Gene Ontology annotation, molecular function: signaling receptor binding; cell-cell adhesion mediator activity. The coding region runs from base 742 to 1986 and encodes 414 amino acids. Lineage: Eukaryota; Metazoa; Arthropoda; Insecta; Hemiptera; Aphididae. Gene Ontology annotation, biological process: nervous system development; animal organ development; axon guidance. The transcript has 7 exons. The record is from RefSeq and is a predicted model, not a curated record.